This is a messenger RNA of Lagopus muta (rock ptarmigan), 4372 nucleotides long. RefSeq names its product family with sequence similarity 110 member B (gene FAM110B). The transcript has 6 exons. NCBI's taxonomy places the organism in Eukaryota, Metazoa, Chordata, Aves, Galliformes, Phasianidae. Bases 774 to 1886 code for a protein of 370 amino acids. The record is from RefSeq and is a predicted model, not a curated record.
GGCGGCGUGUCGAGAGGAAGCGCCGGCUGCGCGGCCGCCGGCCCCUCGGCUCGCCCGCCCCCCGUCUCCUCCCCUUCACGGCCGAUCCUCCGCCCCCUCCUCCUCCCGCUGGCGGCGGCGGCGGCUUUCUCGGCCCGGCUCUCCGCUCUUCCCCGCGGCUUCGCCUCGCUCUUCAGCGGGAGGCUCCGCGCCGCGUCGGCGAAGACGGCAGUGCUGCAAGGAGCCUCUGGGAGUUCCAGGGGGAAGAGACCAGCCUCCUUUGGAGACCUUUGCUACAGGUGAAGACCUUCACACAAGUCAAGCAGAUAUAUCAGGAGCUCAGAAGUUUUACAUCAAGUGCAAGUAAUCGAAUGACUCACCAGUUAUCUAAAGCAUCAGUUCUGCAGAUCUGCUUCCAGCAGGCUUUACAAGCUGAUGAGCCUCCACUGGAACUUUGCAGUCUGCCAUUCAAAGCCUGAACAAGAGCUCGACACUGUGCUUUUUCAGAUCGCACAAAGGAAGCAAGGAGACUCCCACAUCUUUCAGCGAGAAGAAAGGAGGCAGUGGAGCAGACUAAUACAGACUUGUGUCUGGUGGCCUUGCAGUACAAAGGCUGCCUUUAAAAGAGAAGCGCAGCGUUAUUUAAUGAGCUGUGAGAUGAGGCGCUGCUGCUAACGCUCAGAUCCCUGGAUUCAUCGGCUAUUCAUUGUGCUUAAUGUACAUGUUUCUACACCGUGCGUUUAGGAGAUCCCAGAGAAGAAUCCAAAACGGCUGCGGGGGAAAGACCACCAAACAUGCCUACAGAAACACUACCGACAGGUAGCAUGGUGAAGCCGGUCAGCCCUGCCGUGACUUUCACAUCCGCCGUCCCUCUCCGCAUCCUGAACAAAGGACCUGACUAUUUUCGCAGGCAGGCGGAGCCUAACCCCAAAAGACUGAGCGCGGUGGAGAGGCUGGAAGCCGACAAGGCGAAAUACGUCAAAAGCCAGGAGGUCAUCAAUGCCAAGCAGGAGCCCGUGAAGCCAGCAGUGCUGGCGAAGCCGCCGGUCUGUCCUGCGGCCAAGCGGGCACUGGGCAGCCCCACCUUGAAGGUCUUCAGCAACAAUGCAAAGACAGAGAGCGGUGUCCAGAGAGAAAAUCUGAAGCUAGAGAUUCUGAAGAACAUCAUCAAUAGCUCUGAAGGCUCCAGCUCAGGUUCGGGGCACAAGCAUGGUCCCCGAAACUGGCCACCCCACAGAGCCGAUUCGACGGAACUGAACCGACAUUCAUUCGCUGAGUCCUUGAAGGUCUAUCCCACACAGGGCCGUAGCAGCCCCCAGGAGAGCAGCUCCAAUGUCAGUAGAAGGCUCCUAGACCAGUCUGCAGAGACUUUCUUGCAUGUCUCUCACAGCUCCUCAGACAUUAGGAAAGUAACUAGCGCAAAGCCCUUAAAAGCAAUACCUUGCAGUAGUUCAGCCCCACCUCUGCCUCCAAAACCCAAAAUUGCUGCCAUUGCCACCCUGAAGUCCCCAGAGAUUGAGGCAGUUGAGUCUGGAUGCGGAGUUAGUAGAAGACCCUCCUUACAGCGAUCAAAAUCAGACUUAAGCGACAGAUACUUUCGUGUUGACGCAGAUGUUGAACGAUUCUUUAACUACUGUGGACUGGAUCCUGAAGAGCUUGAAAACCUUGGGAUGGAAAAUUUUGCAAGGGCUAACUCUGAUAUUAUAUCCCUCAACUUUCGCAGUGCAAGCAUGAUUAGCUCAGACUGUGAACAGUCUCAGGACAGCAACAGUGACCUUAGAAAUGAUGACAGUGCCAAUGACCGUGUGCCAUACGGCAUUUCUGCUAUUGAAAGGAAUGCCAGAAUCAUCAAGUGGUUGUAUAGCAUCAAGCAAGCUAGAGAGUCACAGAAAGUGUCCCAUGUGUGAGAAAAUCCACAGGAGAAAAAGCAAGGACUGUAUCUUUGUCUGUGAAUAUUCAGUUGUGAAGGGUUGUGAAGUCUACUUGAAGUCUUGUACACUUCUCAAAUCUCUUUGUGUUGCUUGUUGUGCAAUGUUUCCAAGUUGCAUGCCUGUCAACAUGUGAACUGACCUGGCUUCCACUUGAACAAUAACCAACUGCAGAGCCUGGCUGAGCAUACACAUUAUCUGCCAAAAGUUUAAGACAAGAAUCUAAUUAGGGCUUUAGUAUAAUCAAAGUGUUUACAUGGAAAGGUUAUAUGACUUCUUUGGUAUUUAUGUGGUUCCUUGUGGGUUUUAUAUGUCACUUUUUGUCUUAAUACCGAUAUCUUCAACUGACGUUUCUAGGUUCUAAGUUGAAAUGGAAUCCCGUUUGGGGGGAGAGUGGGGGGAGGGGGAGGAGAAAAAUUGGCCACUGUAAGAGGUUUAGACAUGCAGCAGUAGUCAAAGCAACCUUAUCUCUUGUAGAAGGUGGAUUAUUGGCAGCUGUAAAGCUGUUUCUGAAAGGCAAGGAAUGCGCUGUUCUUUGCUAAAAUAUGUAUCCCUACCUGUAGUAAGGGACUGUUUAGGUUUCUGUUUCUAGAUAAGCACCCUCAGUCUCAAAGCUGAGGUGGUCUAAUGAAUCUGCUUGACCACUCAUAAACUGAGUAUUGCAUUUGCUUUGGUGUAAGCAUUUUAAUGAUUUUGUAUUACCCUGUUGGAAAAGCUUAAAGAAGGUUAGAGUCAACACACAAAAGCAUCGUAGGUGCUGGAUUUUGUGGGUUUCGUUUUUACUCUUAAGAUUCCUGGUCUUAAACUUUUGACAGGAAUGAUUAGAUCCUAUAGCUGAUAUUGAAUGCCUUUAUUAGUCAAACACAUCAUGACUACAAAGUCCAUGCUGUCUUUUAAUUUUUUUUGUAGACCUAUUUGAACAGUUAAUGAACAAAAACGGAAACACACAGCCAUAUCAAUGUAACGCCUCCUAUUCCGAAGUAAAUACACUCAGUAGCUGAACUAUAUCUGAAAAAUUGUGAUUAUGUUGUCUUGCAUAUGUUAUAUCUAAGGCUGUGAAAGUUUGUUACAGCUCUAGAAAGUGUAGAAACAUGACAGUAUGUAGCUUUAUUUUCUUUCCUCCUUAUGAUGGUUAGUGCUGCAGGUUGAACCUGUUACGACUCUUUCGACAAUCUGUAUCUUCCCAGUGGUUUAACUAACUGUCAUUUCAACUGACAGUUGUGGUGUGCUAGCAGAGGAGUUGAAAGUACAGUGGCCUGCUUCAUUAUUCUUGUAUACAUGCUUUGAAAUAAAUUGCAGCACUACCUUAUACUUCAUCAGCUAAUAGGAAACUUUUUUAUUGUGUAAAUGCUGUAAGACUUUGUAUAUACUUCAGUUGUUACGAAAUCUUUAAAAGGAAGAGUGUUAUGCUAAUAAAUAGCUCCUGGUGCAGGUAUGGUGGGUUUUGUUCAUUUUUUUUUUUAACUCCUCCCAUUCUUACACUGUAUCAGGAACUGUGUUUUAGUUCCAUUGAAGGUCUCCGUUAACUAAUGGUCCCAAUGAAAGGUUUCUUCCCAAAAGUGUUUUUCAGAACACAGUUUCUUAGAAAGUAACGGUAGCAGCAUGAUCCAUAUGCAGAACUAGAAGAAAUUUUCAGGACUAAAAAUAGCUUCCUUGCUCCUUACCUAGCAAUGUUCCUGUUCCCCUUUAUAACAUCUAUUUGUAAUGAAUCACCACGGUCUUCUGUGUUAUUCUUCAGCAGUGAUUAUUUAUAUAUUUCAAAAUUCAAGUUGCUUUGCACAAUUGGGAUCUAUAUUUUCUUUAAGAAGCCUGCAGCCCCUGUUCUGACCCAUAGCCAUAGGUAGUUAAUGGAGGCAAAACUAAAAGCAGAGCAGAACGGUCAUUUGGUGCCUAUGGUACAGCAGUGAGGCAGUGGCACAGCUGCUCAGAGAAGCUGUGGUGCCCCAUCUCUCAAGGCCAGGUUGGUUGGGGCCCUGGGCAGCCUGAGCUGGUGGACAGCCCUGCCUAUGGAACAGUGUUGAGUUGGAACUGGAUGGUGUUUGAGGACCUUUCCAACAUUAAGGCAUUCCAGGGAUUAUCCUACAUUGUUUUAUACAAUUGUUUCUCAAACAGUUGUUCACUGAGAGGAGGGCAAGGCACAUAUUCAAUUGCAGGAAGCUACUCCAUGCUUUCUGCAGUUGGCUUCACUACCUAAGACUACAGCAUUCCUACUGAGGAGAUGCAUAUUCCAGCUACAGGCACAUUUGUGACAGUUUAAGCCUCAUGAAUUUUGGUUGGCACUGACAUCACACUGGUUUUUCAAGCAUGUUCUUCCAGUAGUAAGUUCUACUCAGAUCAGUGACUACUUUGCCAAGGAAAAUAAUGCUUCAGGGAUUAAAGCCAAGUGUAAUGCAGCUGUACAGCAAUGAAAGAAGUUAAAACUGGAAUAAAAAUACACUCACAUUGUUCUCUCUUAGCAUGUUUAU